AAACGAGAAUUAUACUACACCAUAUAGUCAGUGUGUUAACACUCUUAAUGUAUUCAUCUCUUAUUAUAACUCCUCGCAAUGGAAUCUGUCUUCGAGAUCGAGAUUAAUUAAUGACAUCUAACCUUGGCCUAACGUAAAUUGGAAAAUCAUUGGCAUUUAGACAAAAACUUGACCAACAUCACCUCUCAGACUACGUACUUUUAUUUUGUAAAGAAUUGUGUGAGCAAGAUUUUGGCUAGAAUGACGUGAUUGUUAUUUUUUUCUAUUCACGAUCGACCCUGCCCUGGUAAUUUUGACGUUAACGUGAGCGAGCUGAGCAGCUGAAUUCGAAUUCUGCGACAGUAUCGUGAUUUUGGCCUGAAAAGAUGGUGUUAACACACCGUCUGCGGAAGGCACUUGUUGGGGGUGCUCUCCUUGGAGCUGGAGCGCUUACAGCCGGAUAUAUUGUAUCGAAGAACAAUGAAAAGAAAUUAGCUCAGAGUCGACAAGCUCAGGUUGUGGCAGCUGAGCUCCGAAAUGUGCAUUAUAUCUCCUCUCUACCAACCAGAGAUCAGCAAAUCCAAUCCCUUCAACACACUCAUGAGUAUGAUGUUUUGGUGAUAGGGGGUGGAGCGACCGGUUGUGGGGUUGCACUUGACGCAGUUAGCAGAGGUCUGAAGACGGCACUGGUAGAGAAGUAUGAUUUUUCUAGUGGUACAAGCAGUCGAAGCACCAAGCUGAUCCAUGGAGGUGUACGCUAUCUUCAGAAAGCUAUCCUUGGUCUAGAUUAUGACCAGUACAAAUUAGUGAAGGAGGCCUUACAUGAGAGAGCAAACCUACUGGAAAUUGCCCCACAUCUAUCUUAUCCUCUCCCAAUUAUGCUGCCUGUUUACAAACUAUGGCAGCUGCCGUACUACUGGGCUGGUAUCAAAGCAUAUGAUCUGGUAGCUGGAAGACAAAACUUGAGGGCUAGCUACUUCCUCUCCAAGGAAAGAGCAUUAGAGAGGUUUCCCAUGCUGAAACGAAACAAAUUAGUCGGUGCUAUUGUCUAUUAUGAUGGUCAACACAAUGAUUCUAGAAUGAAUAUAGCUUUAGCACUAACAGCAGCCAGGAUGGGGGCCACAUUGGCUAACCAUACAGAGGUCCUUGAUCUGAUCAAGUUUGAGAAUGAUGUAGGCGAGGAGGAGGUUAGAGGGGCAAGACUAAGGGAUAGAAUCUCAGGUAAAGAAUACAGUGUCCUGGCCAAGUGUGUGGUCAAUGCUACUGGACCAUUUACAGACAGCAUUAGACAAAUGGCAGUUCCAGAAAGCAAGAAGAUUUGUCAGCCAAGCUCAGGAGUUCAUAUAGUACUACCAGAUUAUUACAGUCCUGAAGCCAUGGGUUUGUUGGACCCCUCUACCAGCGAUGGUCGUGUUAUUUUCUUUCUUCCCUGGGAGAAAUUUACCCUUGCCGGGACAACAGAUAGACCUUGUGAAGUGACCCAUAAUCCCUCACCGUCAGAAGCAGAUAUCCAAUUCAUCUUGAAAGAAAUCAAAGACUACCUCAGUAAAGAUGUCACAGUAAGAAGAGGAGAUGUGAUGGCAGCAUGGAGUGGGAUCAGACCUUUAGUGACAGACCCCAACUCUAAGAACACCGAAUCUAUCUCAAGGAAUCAUGUCAUCGAUGUCUCUCAUAACAAACUCAUCACAAUUGCAGGUGGUAAAUGGACGACAUACCGUAGCAUGGCAGUGGAUGCUGUUGAUGCUGCAGUGGAGGCAUGUGGUCUAGAACCAAGGCAUAAUUCACUGACCGAUGGUUUACUGUUAGAGGGCGCCCACGGCUGGACACCCACCAUGUUCAUCAGACUCAUUCAAGAUUUUGGUCUUGAAAAUGAGGUUGCCCAGCAUUUGUCUAAUACCUAUGGAGACAAGGCUGUAGAGGUAGCCCGAAUGGCUAGCUUGACGGGCAAGAGAUGGCCCGUUGUAGGAAGGAGGCUGGUCGAAGAUUUCCCUUACAUUGAAGCAGAGGUGGUAUAUGCAGUGAAGGAAUAUGCCUGUACAGCAGUGGAUGUGUUGGCUAGGAGAACCCGUCUUGCCUUUCUCAAUGUUCAAGCAGCUGAAGAAGCCCUACCAAGGAUCGUAGAGAUCAUGGCCAAACAACUCGGCUGGAAUAAGACUAGACAAGAGCUGGAGCUUGCCAAUGGACGGAAAUUUCUGAAUGAGGAGAUGGGAUACAAUUGCCGAGCUGAGCUCAUGACUGUACCUAUCAACUUCACAGAGGGAGAGAAGGAGAAAUACACCAAGCGUUUCCAGAUGUUGGACAAAGAGAAGAAAGGAUACAUUACUCCUAAUGACAUGAGACAAUUCUUAAAGAGUGUUGGAGAUGAUUUGACUGAAGAUCAACUACGCAGUAUGAUGAAUGAAGUGGAUUGCAAUAAGAACGGCAGGGUGGAACUCACCGAGUUUCUACAGCUCAUGAGUGCAAUAAAGACUGGCGCAAUGGCCAACAUUCGCCUGGAGCUGGCGCUCAACAAGUGGGAGCGUAAACUGAUACCGACCUACAGGAGUGGAGCAGAAGACGAGACAUAGCAAGGUUCCCACAUGAGGAGGACCAUGACAUUGUAGCAUAGAGGCUAGAUCCUGCGUUAUCGGUAUAAUGAUCACAGGCAGCAUUGCAUCAUGGGAAAUUUGCAGAUACCUGUAUGGUUACGAAAUAUGAAGGUCGAUCAUGCUCGAUAUUGAAUUCCUGUAGAAAAACUGUCAAAUGGAAUGCAUAGUGGGCCGGUGCACUAACUAUAUUCAUUAAAAUCUGGGUUUGUUUCUGUACACUUAUGUGUUCUAACUUGUGCGAGUAGUCCUACGGCAGAUAGUCAUCCUGCAAAAGAAUUGUUUCGUUGGUCAACCAGUGAAAGCAACAUGAAAGUGAUAAUUUGAGCCUCCAUCUCCCAUCUCCACCCCCCCCCCCCAAACACACACACACCCUCACACAUAUCCAUUAGCAGAUGGCCUGGGAGAGAGUUUGGAGGAGAGAACAAGAAAUCGAGCAAGAGUAGAGAUGGAAGUCAGGUAUCACUGCUCUCUAGUUGUAAAGUUUGGCCACUUCAUGGGGGGGGGGGGGUGCCUCCAGAGUGACUGAAAUAUCAAAUAGAAAGUUUCAAUGAUGGAUUUGUGCAUUAUUGGACUGCUAUUUGCUGAAUAUGUCCCUCAUCUAUGCGUAUCUGUAUCCAUUCAUCUAUUUUACAUUUCCCAUUUCUUUCUGCAGGAUAGGUAACUUUUCAUCAUCUAUCCAUUAAAUGCUCUUCUUGCAAAUAAUUCAUCAUCAGAAACAUAUCUUUCCCCUUCCCCUCAUUCAUUUUUCUUUAUCCUCCCUCCACAUAUCCCCCAACUGUCUUCCUCCCUUUCUCUUUCUUCCAUCGCUAUCCCCCCCCCCCCUCUUUCUUCCUGUCUUCCUCUCUAUUACUCAGAACAAAGCAUGACUUUAGCAUGCUGUUACAAAAGUAUAUGGGCUAUUCCACGGUUACUCACGUUACAUUUGGAGACACCUUGACUCAUACUUGGAGCUGUAACUCCAUUAUUAUUGAUAGGAACUAAACAUCUCUUUAUCACAACAGAGUACGCAGUCUGACUAUCCUUUGUAUAAAAACAAAACUUGGGAAAUUUCAUUAUGCUCCUGGCAAAUCUUUGAAAUGUGUCGGUUACUCAUGUUACAUGAUUUGGACAUGCAUAAAAUGAAAAGUGGACAUAAGUGAAGUGUCCUCAUGCAAGGCUUUUAUGAAAGUUGAUUAUAUCCAUUUCAAAGAAGUAUAUUAGGGAGACAAAUUUGUAUAUACUUAAAAAAUAAAGAACACAUGGUUUUUACUAGGGGUUCAGAUAAAGUGGUUACUCACGUUACGGUUCAGAUGGGCUAUAUGUACAAAGACACAUUGAGCUCAUGUCCACCAACCUAUGGAAUUGCCCAUAUGUAGUUGUUAAUAGACUGUUAUUUUUCUUCAAAUAUAUGCACUGAACUAAUCGUAGAUAAUACGUGAAAUCUACGUAGAGAGGGUUUCAGAACACUGGGUUCAAACCUACCAUUGUUAAUUCAGGGGGCUGUUUCAUAACGCUGUCUGUAAUUUAAGAGUGAUUGGUGAUCCUUGUAAUUAAUAUUCGCCAUUAAAUGUUCAUUGGUGAUUAUUUAGCGUGUAUGAGAGGUUCACAUUCACGUUCUGAAAGUCACUCUUAACUUGUGAACAGCUUUAUAAAACACCCACAAGGUAAUUGAAUAAUCUGACUGGAACAAUGAACUCUGUGUAAACGUUAGUUUUCACUUGGGCAAAGUUUACUAAAUGCAGUGACAGAUCCAUGAUUAGAAAUGAGAGGGGGCACAAAGAAAAAAUAAAAACAAAGGGGGUGCUGAUGACUACUUUCAUAGAUUUAGCUAUGUAAUAAUAACGAUAGGCAUUUGUAUAGCGCCAUCUAUCUAGAAACUAUCUAUUCCGAGGCGCAUUGUUAUUUUUAUUACCCCGGCUUUAGCUCUAGCUGCCUUUCAGCGCUUGUGCAUUCAAAGAAUUAAUCCUGCAGCUCUCAACCCAGGUGAGGUGAAUGGGUACCCUGCAGGAUUAAUUCCUUGAAUGCAGGAGCGAGCUGCCUUUCAGUGCUCGUGCAUUCAAGGAAAUAACCCUGCCGGGUACCUAUUCACCUCAACUAUGUUGAGUGCUGCACAGUGUCGAUGUAUAUGUAUACAAUGAUGCAAAAUUGGCGAUUCUCAAAAUAUAUAUACAGACGUGCAUCCAUAAGGCGCAGUCUAGAUCUGCCAAUGAAAUGAAUGUACUUAAUCCUAUGGGAAUUGAGAUUAAUGAGUUGAUCAAUUUGGUUUGAUAUCGAGAGAUUGUCUAUCAUACAUGUAUGAUUGUAGUGCAGUACAAGAAGGAAGUUAGUUAUCUGCUGCAAGGGUGUUAUGAAAGCUAAUUGUGAGAUCAAUUUAUGCUUAGUAGUGAUGUCAUUAUUCUAACUAUGUGAGUAAUUCGGAUCUUAACAGGGUAUCUCAGUGUAAAAUUUUAUCGUUGAAAUUACAUUCAUAGAUAUGUUGAUAUUUAAAACCUUUUUAUAAAAAAAAAACAUUAUUUUGUAAUUUAUGUUUGAUUAUUAGGUGAGUUUAUUUCAAUAUACAGUGGAUACUGGAAAACUAAAGCACAAUUUUACUCAAAACUGAUUACACUGUUACAUCUAGUUUUAAUUUUCAAUUCUGUAUUUGAUUUUGCUUUAUUGUCUUUUAUCUUAUAAGGGGAGGAAUUAGUUACCCAUGAGAUAAUUUUAAACAUGCAGAUACUCUUAUUGUGAUAUUGGUAUUAUUUUCUGAAAUUUUACUAAUGUUGUGUAAUUAUUUUGAAACUAAGUCAUGAUAUUUAUUUCAAUGGGGAUUUCAAAGACAUUUGAAUUAUGAGAAACAUGAAAGCUUAAAGGGGCAGUACACUAAUAAUGCUGUAGAAAGUAGAAUAUAUUGUUUUUAAACUAUAUGACAAAUAGUAUAUGGUCAAAAGUGUAAUAUAAAGAUAUUAUCUUAAUAAAACAAAGUAUUUACUAAA
This is a messenger RNA of Lytechinus pictus (painted urchin), 5521 nucleotides long. RefSeq names its product glycerol-3-phosphate dehydrogenase, mitochondrial-like. Bases 366 to 2546 code for a protein of 726 amino acids. Gene Ontology annotation, molecular function: calcium ion binding; glycerol-3-phosphate dehydrogenase (quinone) activity. Gene Ontology annotation, biological process: glycerol-3-phosphate metabolic process. Gene Ontology annotation, cellular component: glycerol-3-phosphate dehydrogenase (FAD) complex; mitochondrion. The transcript is spliced from 18 exons. The record is from RefSeq and is a predicted model, not a curated record. NCBI's taxonomy places the organism in Eukaryota, Metazoa, Echinodermata, Echinoidea, Temnopleuroida, Toxopneustidae.